Molecule: messenger RNA, 688 nt
Organism: Solanum tuberosum (potato)
Lineage: Eukaryota; Viridiplantae; Streptophyta; Magnoliopsida; Solanales; Solanaceae
Product: putative late blight resistance protein homolog R1A-3
Exons: 1
Coding region: 79-612 (177 amino acids)
Source: RefSeq, a predicted model, not a curated record
GACGACCAUCUUUCUGAUACAUUUCACCUAAAACACUUGAGGCAUCUUAGAUGGUUAAACCUGAAUCCCUCUUUUAUUAUGGUGAAAGAUUCUUUGCUGAAUGAAAUAUGCAUGUUAAAUCAUUUGAGGUACUUAAGCAUUGGGACAGAAGUUAAAUCUCUGCCUUCGUCUUUCUCAAACCUCUGGAAUCUAGAAAUCUUGUGUGUGGUUAAUGAAGAAUCAACCUUGAUACUAUUACCGAGAAUUUGGGAUCUUGUAAAGUUGCGAGGGCUGUAUGUGAGUAAUUGUUCUUUCUUUGAUAUGGAUGCAGAUGAAUCAAUACUGAUAGCAGAGGACACAAAGUUAGAGAACUUGACAGUAUUACAUAAACUCGUGCUUUCCUAUUGGAAAGAUACAGAGGAUAUUUUCAAAAGGCUUCCCAAUCUUCAAGUGCUUUCAUUUGAACUCAAGGAAUCAUGGGAUUAUUCAACAGAGCAAUUUUGGUUCCCGAAAGUGGAUUGCCUAACUGAACUAGAAGAACUCUCUGUAGGUUUUGAAAGUUCAAACACAAAUGAAAGUGGGUCCUCUGCAGCCAUAAAUCGGCCAUGGGAUUUCACUUCCCUUUUAGUUUGAAACGUUUGCAGCUGUAUGACUUUCCUCUGACAUCUGAUUCACUAUCAACAAUAGCGAGAAUCCCCAACCUUGAAAA